UGUCGCAGUACUGAUAAGUUGAAGUUCAUACAGUUCGACGGAGCCCUCUCAAAACGUCUCAGUGUUUGAAAGUUUCUACACCCGAAAUGAACUCGCUGAGCUGAGCGUCCACUCCAGAGGUUGUUCCUCUAUCAGGGGAAAAUGGAGAACGGCGGCUCGGACUCGCUCAAGGAUGACGACGAGGCUCUGUGGGAGAACGUGGAGAACAACCGCUACAUCCUGAGCCGCUACAUCAACCCCAACAAGCUGACGCCGUACCUGCGCCAGUGCAAGGUCAUCGACGAGCAGGACGAGGACGAGGUGCUGCACUCCCUGCUGCUGGUGUCCAAAGUCAACCGCUCAGGGCGGCUGUUGGAUAUCCUGCGGACGAAGGGUGAGCGGGGCUAUGUGGUGUUUCUGGAGAGCUUGGAGUUCUACUACCCCGACCUCUACAAGAUGGUCACCGGCAAGGAGCCCACACGCAGGUUCUCCACUAUCGUUGACUCUCUUGUCCCUCUCUCUGCAGUGGAGGAGGGUCAGGAGGGGCUCACCCAGUUCCUCAUGAAUGAGGUGAUCAAGCUGCAGCAGCAGGCCAAGGUCAAGGAUGUGCAGCGGGUGGACAUCAUGGGCAAAUGCCGGACGCUGGAGGACGAGCAGCGCAAGCUGCGUCUGGCCAACCAGGAGCUGCAGACCUUCCAGGAGCGCUACAACAAGAUGAAGGAGGAGCGCAACAACUACAACGACGAGCUGACCAAGGUCAAGGACGAGAACUACAAGCUAGCCAUGCGCUACGCCCAGCUGAGCGAGGAGAAGAACAUGGCUGUCAUGAGGAGCCGUGACCUUCAGCUAGAGAUUGAUCAGCUGAAGCACAAGCUGAACAAGGUGGAGGAAGAGUGCACGAUGGAGCGCAAGCAGUCCCUGAAACUGAAAAACGAUAUCGAGAACCGUCCCCGCAAAGAGCAGAUUCUGGAGCUGGAACGCAAGAACGACAUGCUGGAAAUAAAAAUUCAAGAGUUGCAGUCAAUCAUCCAGCCAGGACCUCUGCCUGAUUCGGACAAGGCCAUCCUGGACAUCCUGGAGCAUGACCGACAGGAGGCCCUGGAGGAUCGCCAGGAGCUGGUCAAUCGCCUCUACAACCUGCAUGAGGAGGUGCGGCAGGCCGAGGAGCUGAGGGACAAGUACUUGGAGGAGAAGGAGUCAUUGGAGCUGAAGUCGUCCACUCUGGUGAAGGACUGUGAGAUGUACAAGAAUCGCAUGAAUACCAUCAUGGUGCAGCUGGAGGAGGUGGAGCGGGAGAGGGACCAGGCUUUCAAGUCGAGGGACGAUGCCCAGAAGCAGUUCUCCCAGUGCCUCAUCGACAAGGACAAGUACCGCAAACAGAUCCGGGAGCUGGAAGAGAAGAGCGACGAGCUGCACAUCGAGAUAGUCCGCAAAGAGGCCAAGAUUGUCAAUCUGGAGUCCAAGCUGAGGCGCCUCGCUAAAGAUAAUUGCCUGGAGCAGUCUGCCCACCAGAGUUUGCUUCGAGACAUUCCGUCCACGAUCAUCUCGCAGGCUCUGGGCCAGCAGGAGCCCAAGGCCGAGGGGCCAUCCGAGGACUCUGGGGACGAGUCUCCGGAAGACAACAAGUUCUUUAUGCCUGAGCCGCGGUUCAAGCGGCGGCCAAACCUCAAGGGAGCCGGGAUUGGCAGAGCCAAGUCUCCUGUGACUACGCCCAAGGCUCCUGACUUUCAGGGUGUGUCAAACACGAAUGGAGAGCUGACCGAGGCACCUUGCAUCGACAGGCCUCUCUCUCGGACUUCAGCCUGUAUAGUCGUCAGCAACCCCCCAAUUACUCCUACCAGUGCCGCAGAAGCCCUCAAUAAACUCCGUCUCCGUAACGACAGCAUUGUGUCAACGGCCCCUGAGCCUCCAGGAAAUGCUUCGCUUGUCAGGAGAACCAAAGAAGGAGAGUACGAAUUUCAACCAAGAAGCCUCUCCAGUGUGGACAGUGACAGUGGUGACUACAUGGAAUUUGAUGAGGACACUGACAGGUUCUCCCACAGUCCUCCAUCUAUCCACUCGUCCUCCUCUUCUCACCAGUCAGAGGGCAUGGACUCGUACGACUUGGAGCAAGUGAACAACAUAUUCAGGAAGUUCUCGCUGGAAAGACCAUUCCGUCCCUCUGUUACCUCCUUCACCCGAGUCAGCAGCUCGCUGCGGCCCAUCCAGGACAUCGCCCUCCAGGGAGACAGCCUCCUGUCCGACGUCACCCUCAUGGGGGGAAACGACAGCGGCAUCUAUGUGUCCUCAGUGCAGCCAGGCUCCAACGCAGAUAGGGCCGGCCUCCGAGAGGGCCACCACCUUCUAAUGUUGGAGGGCUAUAUCCGUGGAGAGAACCAGAGAGUGCCUCUGGACACUUGCACCAAAGAGGAAGCCCACUGGACCCUUCAGAAGUGCUCUGGACAAGUCCAGCUCCAUUACAGACCCAACUUUGAUGGUUACCGGCGGCUACAGAGGGACGUGGAGGAUGGCAAGCUGCUGUCCGGCGACUCUUUCUACAUCCGCGCCAACCUGAAUGUGUCCGGCCCGUCAGACAACUGCUCGCUGACCGUGCGCUGCGACGAGGUUCUGCACGUGCUGGACACCAUGCACCAGGGCAAGUGUGAGUGGAUGUGUGCGCGUGUCGACCCCAUCUCUGACAAGGACCUGGACAAAGGCACCAUCCCCAGCUACUCCAGGGCCCAGCAGCUGCUCCUGGUGAAGAUCCAGAAGCUGAUGUGCCGCGGGGGGCGAGACGAGGCCGAUAGUCAGCGUGGGGGGCUGAGGAACUCAUUAGUGCCCGAGGAGUCCACUCUGCCUGCAGACCCCAAAUCCAGCCCUCGUCUGUCCAGAGCGAGUGUGUUCAUCUGUCAGAUUCUGCAGCUCGUCAGCAGGGCUGAUAACAAGUACAAGCGCAUGAACAGCAGUGAUCGGGUGCGGAUCGUCAGCACUGAGAGUUUGCCAUCAUUUCCCAAACCCUUCGCCGAGACGCUGAGGAAAGAUGAUGCAUCAGAUGCGGAGAAUGACCUAAAGAAGAGCUUGAACUUGAUACCGUACAGUCUGGUGACCCCCUACCACUGCCAGCGCAAGCGGCCCGUUUUGUUCGCCCCGAAUGCGCUGGCUAAAACCAUUAUCCAGAAGUUUCUCAAUCUGGGUGGAGCCAUGGACUUCCACAUUUGUAAACCAGAUAUUCUGUCUAAAGAGGAGUUCCUCAUGAAACAGAAGAUUGAAGAUUCAAUCAUUUAUUUCAAAGAGAAACAAGCCAAUACAUUUGAAUGUGUCACUCCGGAAAAUAUUGAAACAGUUGCCUUUAAGAAUAAACACUGUCUAGUGGAGGCCGAUCUGGGCUGUGUGAAGCACCUCCUCCGCAGGGAGAUCUACCCCAUCAUAAUCUUCAUCAAAAUCAGCGAGAAGAACAUCAAGAAAUUAAGGUCCACCUGUUUGUCCUUCAGGCGUCUGCCGGUCAAGCUGGACUCUGAGGAGGAGCUGCUGCGCAUGUGCCGCGCCAAGGAGAAGGAGCUGGAGGGCCUGCCCUGCCUCUACUCCACCGUGGAGCCCGAGGCCUGGAGCAGCGUGGAGGACCUGCUCAAGGUCAUCAAGGACAAGAUCCUGGACGAGCAGAAGAAGACCGUCUGGGUGGAGCAGGAGCUGCUGUAGAACUGGCCCCACCUGACCUGACCUGACCUGACCAGUCCUGGAGUAGAGUGGAGUGGAGUGGAGGUGCUGCAGGGUGUGACUCUCUCUUGCCACGCUCCCUUGAGCAUGACGCUGGCUGGCUGGCUCGCUGCACAUCCUCUGAAACUCUCGGCGUCACCAUUUCCAGCUAGAGCGGGAUGUAAGCUGCGAAGCAAGCAUGCAUAGGAAAUGACGUCACCACACCGGGCUGCCAAGCGAAGGUGUGCUGCUCAGCAGAGACAAUAACGUGGAUGAGGGAUGUUGAUGAUGAGGUAUUCACAACGCGUCAAGGAAAUGUUCUCACCUGAGCUUGCUCUCUUUGUCUUUCUCUCCACAAGUGAUGCCAUUGUCAAUAAUACAUUAGCUCUCCUUCCCCCUAUCUGUAAUACCCAAUAAGGCACAGCUCAUUGCACGUUGUGGGUCUCUAUCAGUGGAGUGCUGCGGGCAGAUUGUCUCUGCAGUUGUUGUAUAUCACGCUGAGUGACCACAAACAAGAUUAAUGCUGAUAACUAUAAAUUGAAUUUUGAUGCCCUUAUAUGUCUCUCUGUGUGAUGAAUGGUACAGAACUUAUAUAUUUAUUAUUGCAUCUAUCUUUUACACUGAAUGUGUAUAAGUAGUGUGUGUGUGUGUGUGUGUGUGUGUGUGUGUGUGUGUGUGAGAGAGAGAGAGAGAGAAAGAGAGAAUGAGAGAGAAUGAGAAAGAAAGAGAGUGUGUAUGUUUUCCUGUUUUUGCUCAGGCUUUCCCUCGCCCUGAUAAAACAUUGUCUCUACUUGUUUUAUCACCCAUUCUCAGUGAACUGAUGAUUUAUGCCUGGUGGCAUAUGGUAGUGCUAAUUGCAAACAUGUGCCUCACUGUAGAAAAGUAGCCCAGAAGAAGCAGCAAACACACACAAUUCAGUGUGCGGGGCUUGAUUGAUUGCGCUUUUUCAUGUGUAUGACUUUGGAUGCCUUUGUUUACUGACAUCCAGCCUUUUUGCAUAUUUCAUGAAUUUCUGCCCCGUUAAGACGAAAGAGUUUUCUUUUUUUUUUCUUAAUGUUAUUGAAACAUAAUCAAGAGGGAAGCCAUUUUCAGAGCUAUGCAUUUUUCACAAUUUAAAUUUUGUUUCAAUAGAAAGAAAAAACAUUUUUUUUUUUUUAACUUCCUUAUUUUUUAGAAAAUUACUGAAUUCAGCCUGUUGAGAGUUGGAACUCUUGUUCUGUAACAAAGGUCCUUAAGAUUUUCCUAUUUAAGAAGAUAAGUAUGCUGUACUGUCAUAGCCUACAGAAAAGUAUGAGAUUGCUGAAUGUAUUAACAUUUAUUUUAAUUAUAUAUUUAUUGUAGUAACAUUUGCUUUGUAAAUAGACAUGCUACAUGCCUGUAACAGAUGUGGUUGCUAACUGCUAAGCUAACUGUGCCAAGCUAUGUGCCAUUGUCACUUUGUACCAUGCAUUAUGAUAUAACCCCCAUGCAUUCUAACUGUUGUAUGUCAUCAUGCCUGGAUGUGCUGAAACUUGUGUAAGACAUGUGGUGUGUUUUGAUAUUAAAAACUAACCUGCAGAA
Molecule: messenger RNA, 5211 nt
Organism: Sardina pilchardus (European sardine)
Lineage: Eukaryota; Metazoa; Chordata; Actinopteri; Clupeiformes; Clupeidae
Gene: card11
Product: caspase recruitment domain family, member 11
Exons: 24
Coding region: 142-3654 (1170 amino acids)
Biological process (GO): regulation of apoptotic process
Cellular component (GO): cytoplasm
Molecular function (GO): CARD domain binding
Source: RefSeq, a predicted model, not a curated record